Molecule: messenger RNA, 1003 nt
Organism: Macadamia integrifolia
Lineage: Eukaryota; Viridiplantae; Streptophyta; Magnoliopsida; Proteales; Proteaceae
Product: wax ester synthase/diacylglycerol acyltransferase 11-like
Exons: 3
Coding region: 30-437 (135 amino acids)
Biological process (GO): triglyceride biosynthetic process
Cellular component (GO): plasma membrane
Molecular function (GO): diacylglycerol O-acyltransferase activity; long-chain-alcohol O-fatty-acyltransferase activity
Source: RefSeq, a predicted model, not a curated record
UGCUGAGAGGAUAUAAGAGUAUUGAAGAUAUGUUGAAGGCUAAUGAUGUAUGGGGAAACCACUGUAGCUUCUUAAAUAUAUCAGUUCCAUCUUUCACUCAUUCAGAAAAUAUUUGUCCCCUCAAGUAUAUAGAACAAGCAAAGAAACAGAUUAGAAGGAAGAAAAACUCAGCAGCUAUUUAUGUCUCUGGUAAAAUAUUGAAUAUGUUAAAGUGUGUCUUGGGCCGUGAGGCAGGAACCAAGUUCAUCUAUUCUACUCUUAAGAACACCAGCAUUGGGCUUUCUAAUUUGAUUGGUCCAACACAGAAGAUCUCACUUUCAGACCAUCCCAUUAAUGGCAUGUACUUCAGUGUGGUUGGUGCUCCACAGGUAGAUUAUCAACUCAACGUGAAUGUAAUCUUUAUUCUUUCAUCAUUAUUAAUAAAGUAUUCUAGUUGACUCUUACCAAAAAAUUCUUGCGAGUGUUGCAGAGUGUAUUUUUCACCAUUGUGAGUUACGUGGGCGAUGUAAGGCUAGUGAUGAGAACGGAAAAGGGAUUUAUUGAUGCGGAUUUGCUCAUUUCUUGCAUGAAGGAUGCCUAUGAAAAUAUUGUUGAAGCAGUUUGUGGAAAAGAAACUAUUGGAUAAUCAUCAAUGGCUCAAAUCUUAUGGAUCUAAUCUGAGUGCAACAUGGAUUUGUGAGAGUGAGAGAGUGCAUGUUAAAUGUUCUCAUUCAUUAGAUGUCCGUACCUAGUCUCUCUAAUAGCUAUUUGAUGAGCAAUUCAUGUAUGGAUUAAUCAUCUUACAAGGUUAUUAGUAUAUUAACAAUGUAAUGAGGUUAGAAUUCAGAAGUAGAGUGAAGGAGAGUCAAUUCUACCAACAAAAAAAAAAAAAAAAAAGUGAAGGAGAGUUGACAGAAGCAGCUCAAAUAUCAACUAAAAAUUGUUUUGUGGUAGAAAAAUAUCAAUUAGUGUUAGCCAUAUGCAAUUUAUACUUUGUUGAAAUCUAAGCCCAAAUAUGAACUCA